Messenger RNA from Aspergillus fumigatus Af293, 1476 nucleotides. Its product is annotated as putative cytochrome P450 monooxygenase. The record is from RefSeq and is a predicted model, not a curated record. The transcript is spliced from 3 exons. Lineage: Eukaryota; Fungi; Ascomycota; Eurotiomycetes; Eurotiales; Aspergillaceae. Gene Ontology annotation, molecular function: oxidoreductase activity, acting on paired donors, with incorporation or reduction of molecular oxygen; heme binding; iron ion binding. Bases 1 to 1476 code for a protein of 491 amino acids.
AUGGUCCGAUACUCUCCCUUCUCUCGGGCUACGGUGGCCCUGCUGACGUGCCAGAGGGAUACAGGCCCUAUUGUUCGAGUGGGUCCCAAUCAGCUGUCGUUCGCAACCGUCGAAGCCCAGAAGAUGAUCUACAAUGCCAAGCCAACCCAUACCGGCUCCGAUGAGUUAUUUGGUCGAGAGGGAACCCUACAGGAUGUGCUGCUCUCGAUGAUACUAGGAGCCGCCAACAUCGGGUCACUCUCGAACCGAGCUGAGCAUAAGAAGAUGCGGAAGCGUUUACAGCCUGGUUUUACGUCCAAGGCGCUUUUCGAACAGGAAUCCCUGCUGCGCCUGCACAUGGACCGCCUGUUGGAACGACUUGCGCAAGACACAGGUGUGAUCGAUUUGACUGAAUAUUUUUCGACGUUCCUCUGGGACCUUAUUGGGGAUCUUUCAUUCGGGGAACCUCUAACACGUUGCGGUCGCUGGUUGCGCUAUACCAAGGGUGUUUUCCCAUCCUGGAAGCUAUCAAUUAUGCCGUUCCGCAAAUUGAAGGAGUCCUUAGGCUGGCUAUGCAGCUGGUGCCCACAGCGACUCUGCGCGCGGUCCUGCCCUCUGCCACAUUCAGGGAGUAUGACCAUCCUGCUAUUAUUUCUCACACACAUCAUUCCCGCGGUGAUUCUCACUCCAGAAGUUCAACAUGGCUGGAAGAUGUGCAGCAGUUUUUGUGAUAUCAAGGCGCCGCUGACUGGGGGCAUCUUUUCUAGUUGUAUUGACCGACAGGAUGGCCGAUCAGAUUUUAUCACGCACAUCACAGGCGACAAAAGCAGGAACCCCACAGAACUAGAGUUAAGCUAUGAGGAAUUGCAUAGUAACGCGACCGUCAUACUGAUCGCCGGCUACAAGACAACAGAGACAUCCCUCUCCGCGCUUUUCUACCGACUGCUGUCGACCCCAGGAGUGCUCAAGAAGCUCCAGAGCGAACUUUUCCGCAACUUUCCGAGCAUUGACGAGAUCACGGGGAAGAAGCUGCUCUCGCUGCCCUAUCUGAACGGGUGUGUCAACGAGUCGCUCCGUCUCACGCCCCCAGUGGCGGGCAAGUUUGCGUCCCGUCGGUCUCCGGGAGCAAUCAUCGAAGGGUUCUACGUCCCGAAAGGGACAGAAGUGUUUACGGAGACGUACACCAUGCAGCGGAGUCCCCAGUACUGGCACGCCCCGGACGAGUACCGUCCGGAGCGCUGGGUGGAACGGGGCGAGGGCAGUCCCUAUGCGCAGGAUGUGCACGAGGCCUUCAAGCCAUUUAGCUCGGGCCCUCGAGCGUGCCUUGGAAGGGAAAUGGCCCUCCAGACUCUCCGAUUGACAACAGCGCUGCUGGUAUACCGCUUCCAUAUGAAGAUAGUCGACGAGAAACGGUUUGUGUGGGAGCAGGAUACUGACUCCAGAAUGAUAUACUCUCAAUAUCAGAUAAAGGCCAUUCUGCAAGACCGCCUGACUUAG